Messenger RNA from Lycium ferocissimum, 2087 nucleotides. RefSeq lists its product as uncharacterized. Gene Ontology annotation, molecular function: protein heterodimerization activity. Bases 179 to 1618 code for a protein of 479 amino acids. The transcript is spliced from 5 exons. The record is from RefSeq and is a predicted model, not a curated record. NCBI's taxonomy places the organism in Eukaryota, Viridiplantae, Streptophyta, Magnoliopsida, Solanales, Solanaceae. Gene Ontology annotation, biological process: regulation of DNA-templated transcription. Gene Ontology annotation, cellular component: nucleus.
AGGCCCACUACCGAAUCAAAAAGCCACGUGUGUAAGUUUCACCACCCCGACAAAAAAAAGCCCUUAAUAUAACGCCUCUGCAAAAAUCGAAUCAGCAACUAGUUUUGCCCUUCUCCGCGGCGCACCUCCGUUGCAAACGGCGGCGCUAAUUUAACGGAACAUUAAGAAGCUUCUAGAAAUGCCGAAGAAGAGCAACGGAAAUUCAAGCAACCACGACGGAGACGAACGGGAGAUCUUCGUCGUAUCAUCAUCCAGUACCGAAUCACAAAGCGCCGACGCCGUACACAAGUAUGUAAGCGAUACGGACGAAGAAAACGACGUCGUACAGAAUGUUGACAAGGAGUAUGUAAGCGAUACUGAUGAAGAAGAAGAAGAAAAAGCGGUGGAAGUAGAGAAGAAGGUUUAUAAAAGGAAGGAGAGGAAAAGAGAUGAAAACGAAGCGAAAAAGGUGAAGAAAAUAGUGGAUAGUAGUGAGAGUGAAAACCUAAAAACGUAUAUGAGAAAGAAGAAGAUCAAAAAUGGAGAGGAGGUUGAAAAUGUCGCUGCGAAAAGCAGCAAAAAGGAGAAAAAUAUGAAGGAGAAGAAUGAAAAAGAUUCGGGGAAAACAGUGUUUGGUAAGAAGGAAAAAACAGGUAAAACGGCGAAGAACAAUGGAGAUUCUAGUCGUGGAGGCAAAAAUGAAAAGAAUAAUAAGAAGAAGGAUGAGAGGAAGGAAGCAGAUGGAGAAAGAAAAGUAGCAAAAAAGGCGAAAAGCAAUGGAGGUGAAAAUGAGAAAGAUGAGAACAACAACAAGAAGAAGAAAAGAGUAGAAGAAGGAGGAGGAGGAGGAGGAAAAUCAGCAAAAAAGGCGAAAAGCAAUGGUGUUUUGAGUCCAUUGAAAAAAGAAGAGAAAAACAUGAAGAAGACACAAAAUAAGAAUCAAAAUGGUGGUUCUAGUAAUGGAGGUGAAAAUGAGAAGGAUGAGAACAACAACAAGAAGAAAAGGGAAGAAGAAGGAGGAAAAUCAGCAAAAAAGGCUAAGAGCAAUGGUGUUUCGAGUCCGUUGAAAAAAGAAGAGAAAAAGAUGAACAAGACACAAAAUAAGAAGGAAGGAGAUAAAGAGGCUGAAGAAAAGCUAGUGAAAAAGUCAAAUAGUAAUGGAGUUGCAAGUCCAGCUACAAAGGAGAAAAUGAAAAAGGAGGGCAAAACAAAUAAUGUGAAGGUGAAAAAUGAAGCAACGACCAAUGGUACUCCCAAAAAAAAAGAGGAGAAGAAAUUAAAGUCAAAGAACAAAAGGGAGGAUGACGAUGAAGAGGAGGAAGAUGAGAAGAGUGAGAGUACUCUUUAUCAAUUUCCUCAUAAUCGAAUCCAUCGUAUGAUAAAGGAUGAAAAUCCUGAUAUUAGGAUGUCGAACGAAGCAACCUUUGUUAUUAACAAAGCUACGGAGAAAUUUCUUGAAGUAUUUUGCAGGGAGGCUUAUGCUUGUUCUUUUCUGGAUCGCAACAAUUAUGUUGGAUACAACCAUUUGUCUUCAGUUGUUUCCAAAAGACCCAGAUUUGACUUUCUUUCAGAUUUUGUUCCCCAGAAAGUGAGAGCGGAAGAUGCUUUGGCUGAAAUCCCCAAGGCUGAGGAGACGUGAUCACGCUGAUCCAGAGUUGAUGCCUUAUACAAUUUAUUGUUGUUCUUACAAGACAACCUCUUUCUGCACCAGCUAUUGAGGGUAGUGACAUAGUUUUCAGAUUUGCUUCAUUAGAAUUACCGUGUUCGUAUUAAAUAGAUGAUAUAGGGAGAGAAGGUUAGGGAAAGGGGAAAAAAAACUGGGAUUUAAAUGGGGCAGUCUUGUUCUAAUCAAAUUGGUUUCCUAUUUGUGCAGCUUUUGUCUGUAAAUAAACAUGUACUUUCUGUGAACUAUUGCACGUUUAGCUAGACUUAAAUGAUAGUUGUUGACAAGUUCUGAUCAGUUAAUCGUGCGUAAAUGCAUUUAGAUCAUAAUGUCAUAUUUGUAGGUAAACCCUCAUUGUGAUGCUGUGCAUCUGCGCCUCUAUUAAGAGACAUGUCUAAAGCUUAAUCUGAUGAAUAAUGGAUUUAAUGCGCAGCUUAUUUUUUAA